Messenger RNA from Yamadazyma jaroonii, 597 nucleotides. The record is from the annotation of a GenBank genome assembly. NCBI's taxonomy places the organism in Eukaryota, Fungi, Ascomycota, Pichiomycetes, Serinales, Debaryomycetaceae.
AUGGAUGAAACUACGGCGAUUUUCUUCGAUCCAAAUUUCAAUGCUGUCAACUACCUCAAUUCGAUAUUCAAGAAAUUUAACAAAAACGAACUCAACAAGUUGAUAAGUGUUUCCAACAAUCUCAUAAUUCAUUUGAACUUUUUAGUUAAUCAGUUAAAUGACGAAAUAUUGAAAAAUUUAAAAGAUUUAUCCCUUGCUAACACCAAUUCCAGAUUCGAAUAUUUCUUAAAGUCAUUGAAAAACUCCAUAAUAUCAUUGAAUAAUGAACUAGACUUACCGAAAUUCAAUCAAUUGAAAAUAAUAAAUACCCUUAUCAGUUUCAAAACCAUUAAAUCCAAGAUUUUAGACGUAUUAAAGAUAUUCAAAGUUUUGUUAACGUUUUGUGAUAAAGGAGAAAUCAAAGUAACCAAUUUCGAGAAACAGAUCAUCAGUUACUAUCACCUGGUAAUGGAAAUUAAUGAUAUUAACGACAAAAUAAUGAGAUUACAAGAAUUCAUACAAUUGAGUGAUGUUUUCAAGAAUUUGAAUAAUUUUAAUAGUGUAUACAAAAAGAAUGUUGGAAGGUUCGUCCAAGAGAAAGAUAAGUUAGAUACUUAA